GGAUGGCAAGAAUGGGACAUUUGUAACAUCUGUAUGUGGCUAAGUCCAUCAUUUCUGUUGACAUGCAAUACCAUUAAAGGCACCUGAGGCUAUUUUUCUCUAAACCAGGCUGAGUAAUUCUCCAGAAAGACUGUAACCACAUGCAUCUCGACUGACUAACUAACCUCUUUCUUUAUCUUUGUUCUCUCCGUCUCUUUCUUGCAGAACCGUGACAUGGUCGAUUGUAUGAGCAAAGUCAUGCUGCACACGGUCGUCUCAUGCUGGCAACCAUUCCUGGGAAUGGCCCUUGUGGCUGCCUUUGUAGGUCCUACCCUAGGAUGUCCCUCACGCUGCGAGUGUUCAGCACAGAGCAAAGCAGUUGUCUGUCACCGCAAGCGUAUGCCCAGCAUCCCAGAUGGGGUUCCAACAGAGACCAAGAUCCUGGACCUGAGUAAGAACAAGUUGACAAUGAUCAACCCUGAUGACUUUAUUUCAUUUCCUGGGCUUGAGGAACUUGAUCUCAGUGGAAAUAUUAUCAGUUAUGUUGAGCCUGGAGCUUUUAACGCCCUGUUUAACAUGCACUCACUCAGUCUCAAGAGCAACCGUAUCAAACUCAUACCUCUCGGCGUCUUCACAGGCUUAACAAAUCUUACCCGACUGGAUAUAAGUGACAACAAGAUUGUCAUCUUACUGGAUUACAUGUUCCAGGACCUGCAUAAUCUUAAGUUUUUGGAAGUGGGUGACAACGAUCUUGUUUACAUUUCUCACCGUGCAUUCAGUGGGCUUUUAAGCCUGGAGAUACUAACCUUAGAAAGGUGCAACCUCACAGUUGUACCCACUGAGGCUCUUUCCCACCUGCACAACCUGGUCAGCCUCCAUCUGCGAUACCUCAGCAUCAGCACUUUGCAUCCUUACUCAUUCAAAAAGCUGUUCCGGCUGCGGCAUUUAGAAAUCGAUAAUUGGCCAUCACUAGAUCAUGUGCCAGCCAAUACCCUGCAUGGCCUCAAUCUGACCACUCUGUUCAUAACCAGCACCAACUUGUCGUCCUUCCCUUACCAAGCCUUGAAGCAUCUGCCCUACUUGACACACCUAAAUCUGUCCUACAACCGCAUCAGGCACAUUGAAGGGGGGAUGUUGACGGAACUUGUUCGACUUCAAGAACUACAUCUGGUUGGAGCUCUGCUAACCACCAUUGAACCAUAUGCUUUCCAAGGUCUGCGGGGGCUUAAAGUUCUCAAUGUUUCUCACAACCGACUGGAUACACUGGAAAAGGGUGUUUUUCACUCUCCUGAGGCUCUGCAGGUUCUUCUGAUAGACAACAACCCUCUGGUGUGUGACUGCCGUCUCAUGUGGAUCCUACAGAAAAGGCAUUCCAUCUUCUUUGGGGAUGCUCAGCCAGAGUGUAGCACACCAGAAGGUAUUCGUGGCAGGCCUUUUAAGGAAUUUAAGGAGACUCUCCUGUCUUAUUAUGUGACAUGUACCAAGCCAAAAAUCCGUGAGAAUAAAACUCAAACUAUCACUGUGGAUGAGGGCCAGCAGGCGAUGUUGCGCUGUAGUGCUGAGGGAACACCAAGGCCCAUUGUGUCCUGGUUGUCUCCACGUCGACGAGUUUUAACAAGUAGGAGCCAUGGUAGAGUAACCGUCCACAACAACGGUACACUGGAGAUCAGGUCAGCAGAGGUACAAGACAGUGGAGUGUACCUUUGCCUUGCCUCAAACACUGCAGGAAAUGACACCCUGAUGACUUCAUUGGCUGUGAAAAGUUUGGGAUCACUGUAUGCCAACAGGACCCAGUACUACGCAGAUCCCAGCAAUACCACGGCCAAUGGGACAGCAGGGGUGACCGUUGGCUUAGACCUAAAGACUAUUUUGGUGUCAACGGCUAUGGGUUGUUUCACAUUCCUGGGAGUGGUCUUGUUUUGUUUCUUGCUCCUUUUUGUUUGGAGCAGAGGGAAAGGAAAACAUAAAAACAACAUAGAUGUUGAAUAUGUGCCUCGGUCUAAUGGUACUAAUGUUGAUUCAGCAGAGGGACAAGCUGGUCCUCGACGUUUUAACAUGAAAAUGAUGUGAUCUCUUUCAUAGAUCCAAGAUUGUGGAAAUGCCCCAAUUUUUUUUUUUUGUUUCUUUUUUUGUAAAUGGAACUACUGAACUUCACACGACUGCAGGAAAUAAUGUUUGUGACACAUUUGGGACACAAGAUGAACAGUGCUUUAAAUCAAUGGAUCUUGACAGAAAUGCUUGGAUAACUGUGUUUCAAAUGCUGAAAAUCACUAUAGGACAUCCUCUUACAUAAUUCCCAGCGGUCAACUUCACUGUGGACGAGGAGUGAAAAGUGUUGCCGCCAAGGAUACCUGAAGGGAGCCGGGGUCAUUUAUCAGCUUUUUGAAAUUUAUACGCCUAAAACGAACAUUUCAGUUUUGGGUUGGAUCUACAGACUGAGCUGAACCAUGUACAGUACAAAUUUGUAUCUAAACUAUUAACCUACUUUGUUUUAGUCUUGCGCCAUGCUUAUUCACUGAACAAAUCAAUGAAACAGAACAUAAUUUCCUAUGUUAAAUACUUUGCAUAUGUGUACCUAAUGCUUCAUUAUGUACAUGUAUGUACAUAUUCAUUCAAAAGAACUAUUCACAGCAAUAUUCAUGAAAUGCAUAAGCCCAAACUGAUAUACCCCACUUGUUCAGCAAGAACAUUCUUCAGCCUUCAGAAGUUUCCAUGGAUUCAGGAAGGGCUUCUAUGGGUGAUUAUUUGUCCCUGCUCCAAACUGACUUCUAAAUAUUAAUAAAUAUAUAUUAUUUAUAAAAUGAAAGAAAAAAGAUUUUAUUUAUGAAACGUGGAGCAUUUUACAAAAACAGUCCUCAAACACUGUUCAGGAUCAAACAUAACACUUCAAAGAUGACCCAGUGCAGGUCAAAGUAUAAACAUGGACCACCUUUCUGUCCUAUUUUUGUCUAUUUUUAUUAUGUUAAUUGUACCUUUGCUGGUUGGCAAAAUACAUGUGUCAUUUUUGCUACAGUGAUAUUUGCUUAAAUUUUUCCCAGUAGAAAAUUUGGACUUUGUUGUGGUAGUUCUUCAUUUUGUUGUUAAAUCAUUCAGAUUGUGAAAACAAAGUGAAAGUUAAAAAAAAAAAGAAAAGAAAAGAAAAAGAAAAAAUGUAUGUGAAAUAAAUAAAGAUG
Messenger RNA from Scatophagus argus, 3152 nucleotides. It is a transcript of the gene lingo2, whose product is annotated as leucine rich repeat and Ig domain containing 2. Gene Ontology annotation, molecular function: protein binding. Bases 214 to 2049 code for a protein of 611 amino acids. The transcript has a single exon. The record is from RefSeq and is a predicted model, not a curated record. Lineage: Eukaryota; Metazoa; Chordata; Actinopteri; Scatophagidae.